Messenger RNA from Trichoplax adhaerens, 2478 nucleotides. RefSeq lists its product as uncharacterized. Gene Ontology annotation, biological process: sodium ion transmembrane transport; sodium ion homeostasis; chloride transmembrane transport. NCBI's taxonomy places the organism in Eukaryota, Metazoa, Placozoa, Uniplacotomia, Trichoplacea, Trichoplacidae. The record is from RefSeq and is a predicted model, not a curated record. The transcript has 23 exons. The annotation marks the transcript as partial. Gene Ontology annotation, cellular component: membrane. Gene Ontology annotation, molecular function: sodium:potassium:chloride symporter activity.
GAUGCAUCAAAAUUCGGUUGGAUUAAGGGCGUCCUGAUUCGAUGCUUGUUAAAUAUUUGGGGAGUUAUGUUGUUUUCACGUCUAUCCUGGGUAGUUGGCCAAGCCGGUCUAGGCUUCGCUUUGCUGAUUAUUCUUCUAGCGGCAGUAAUAACUGUUGUAACUACUUUGUCUAUGUCUGCUAUUUGUAGUAAUGGAGAAGUAAAAGGGGGUGGUGCAUACUACCUGAUUUCUAGAAGUUUAGGACCUGAAUUUGGUGGCGCUAUAGGAUUAAUAUUCUCCACCGCUAACGCUAUUGGUGUAGCAUUGUACAUUGUUGGUUUUGCUGAAGCUGUGAGAGAUUAUCUAAAGGUUAUAAACGUUGUCAUAGUCGAUGAUCUUAAUGAUAUUCGCAUUAUUGGCGUGAUAGCAGCUACACUCAUAUUUGUUAUCGUAAUGAUCGGCGUAGCAUGGGAAGCCAGGGCCCAGCUCAUCUUAUUUGUUUUACUGGUUGGAGCGAUUAUAAACUGUAUAGUUGGUCCGAUUAUUUAUUCUUUUACAAUGCCCGAAGAAAAGCGUCUUCGCGGAUUUACUGGACUAAACGGGACUACUUUCUUAGCCAAUAUGCCUUCGAAAUUUUCACCCGGCGAAUCAUUCUUUACAAUUUUUGCUGUUUUCUUUCCUGCUGCAACUGGUAUCCUCGCAGGUGCUAAUGUUUCAGCAAUUUUAAAGAAUCCCUCAAAAUCAAUACCGAAAGGAACGUUAUCAGCCAUUUUGAUCAGUACCAUCACAUAUUUGGGUUUGGCUUGUCUAUUUGCAUCAUCGGUCGUCCGAUCAACCGCUUAUGCUUCUGAUGGUAUUAACGUUGUAAACUGCACAUUUCCGAAUAGUUACGGACUUCUAUGUGAUUAUCAGGUAAUUAAUUAUUUUUUUUUGCAUAUGAUUUCUGCUUGGGAACCUUUAACUGCUGCUGGUAUUUUUGCAGCUACAAUUUCUUCGGCUUUAGCAAGCUUGGUAGGAGCUCCAAAUGUUUUACAGGCUGUUGGGAAAGACAAACUAUUUCCAUACGUUAAAAUAUUUGGCGUUGGCUAUGGAAAAAUGCAAGAACCUCGUAGAGGAUAUGCACUUACGUAUGCUAUAUCGAUGGCAUUCAUUGCCAUAGGAGACCUCAAUGACAUAGCUCCGAUCAUUUCAAAUUUUUUUUUAAUCGCUUAUGCAUUAAUCAACUAUUCAUGCUUUGACGCAUCGCAAGCAUGUUCACCAGGAUGGCGGCCAUCAUUCAAAUAUUAUUCCAAAUGGUGUUCACUUCUUGGCGCUGUGCUCUGCAUUGGUGCGAUGUUUGUAAUUAAUUGGUGGGCUGCCUUGAUAACCAUUGGUUUCGUUGCUAGUUUAUAUAAAUACGUUGAUUAUACAAAACCAGAGGUCAAUUGGGGUUCGUCUGUGCAAGCCCGUCAAUACGUCAGCGCAUUAAAUGCCGCAUAUAGACUUAAUGCGACUCUUGACCAUGUCAAAAAUUUUCGCCCACAGUGUCUUGUACUUUGCGGAAAUAUAUCUGAAAGAAGAAAUCUCGUUCAGUUUGCCUCGCACUUUACAACCAACACUGGAUUAUUAAUUUGUGGUAUUAUUCAGCCGAUCAGAGCUUUUAUUUCAUCGGUGACCAGCAAUGAUUUACUUUCUGGUGCGAGAUCGUUAAUGCAAGCAUGUGGUUUAGGCAAAUUGUCUCCAAAUAUGAUUCUGUUCGGAUAUAUGGAAAAUUGGAAAAAUCGUCUUACUUUGGUGGACGAUUAUGUAAAUAUAAUCCACGAUGCGUUUGAUUUAAAUUUUGGGGUAGCGAUAUUUCGAAAUAAGAAUAAUAUUUCCAUGGUACCUAAUAAAGCUGAAAACUCCACCCGAAAUACUAACGAAAGUAAAAAUGGUUUGGAUGAAAUCUUAACAGAAAUGGUAAAACUUUCUCCAGAUGAUAACUUUACUCAAUUAAAAGAUAAACCCAAAAGAAAAAACGUAAUUGAUAUCUGGUGGAUUUAUGACGACGGGGGUUUGACUGUUUUGAUCCCUUACUUACUAAGCCUAAGCAGAUAUUGGUCAAAUUGCAAAUUGAGAGUAUUAACCCCUGGAAAGCCAGAGAGACUGCAGCUAACGAUGAUUAGGAUGGCAACUCUUUUGAAAAAGUUUCGCAUAGAUUAUGAAAAUGUAAUUGCCUUGGGUGAUAUAAAUGAAGAACCUUGUGAGGAGAGGUACAGUAUUGAAAUUGUGAUAGUCAAUAAUAAUACGGACAUACGUCGUAUAAUUGCUAAAUCUAAAAGACACAUCAAAAUUGGCGAAUUGUUAUUGAAGCAUUCUGCCGGAUCAAAUUUGGUAGUUAUCACCUUACCUAUACCUCGUAAGAAUGUCUGUACCGCAACUAAAUAUAUGAGUUGGUUGGAGGUUAUAUCUGGUUCACUAACUUGUCCGGUAUUAAUGAUACGUGGAAACCAAACUAAUGUUUUAACGUUUAAUUCUUAA